AAGCUGCGGAAGGCGCCGUCAUGACCGCCUCAGGACUCGCCGCGUUGCUAGGCCGCGUCCCUGCGGCUGCGUGGGGAGCGACAAGAUCACCCUUUCUGUAUCAUUCUUUGAGAAAAGCAAGUUCUUCUCCAGGGGAAAAAGCUGGACGUGUCACACAAGCCCUUAAGAAGCCCAGGUUGCCAGAAGGUCGCUUUGAUGCCCCAGAGGGCUCCCAUUUUGAGAAAGAACCACUAAAAAAAUUCCCAGAUGAUGUUAACCCAGUUACUAAAGAAAAAGGCGGACCAAGGGGCCCAGAACCUACUCGAUAUGGAGAUUGGGAACGAAAAGGACGUUGUAUUGACUUUUAAGUUACAUAUUCUUCUAUUUUGUAUAAUUUUCUGAAUAUGCACAUGUGAACUAUUUCUGCUUUUUCUUUCUAUACUUUAAUUCAUAAUUUUCAUAGUAUGCUUGAAAAUGUUCUUGAUGGCUUUAAGAGAAAAUAUGCUAUAACUAUAAUAAAUCAGGAAAGGGGAAAAUAGUUUUGCAUUAGCACAUAUUUAACUUGAAUGUUUUGGGAUUUAUAGAUGAUGAUAGUUGUAAACUUCUACUUCAUCCUUUUUUCAGCUUAAACUAAUCAAUUCUGCUAAAUGUAAAUAAAAUAAUUUUGUAGUGAUUUUGCUGCCAUGUGCUGAGUAAUAAUGUAUUCUUAAAUGUGAUUUAAAUAUGAAUUGUGCAUCAUAAUGUGAUAAUACAUGACAGUGUCUGAAGGCCACAGUAACCACAGAAAAUGUUUAGGGGCCAGUGGCAUGGGUGUAAUGGAGUAGCCCUAAGCCUGUGGUGCUGACAUCCCAUGUGGACACUGGUUUGCGUCCUGACUGCGCCACUUCUAAUCCAGAACCCUG
This is a messenger RNA of Ochotona curzoniae (black-lipped pika), 881 nucleotides long. RefSeq names its product succinate dehydrogenase complex assembly factor 4 (gene SDHAF4). Gene Ontology annotation, cellular component: mitochondrion. The record is from RefSeq and is a predicted model, not a curated record. Gene Ontology annotation, biological process: mitochondrial respiratory chain complex II assembly. The coding region runs from base 21 to 347 and encodes 108 amino acids. The transcript is spliced from 3 exons. NCBI's taxonomy places the organism in Eukaryota, Metazoa, Chordata, Mammalia, Lagomorpha, Ochotonidae.